Spea bombifrons (plains spadefoot toad) is the source of this 1183-nucleotide messenger RNA. RefSeq names its product homeobox protein six1. The transcript has 2 exons. Gene Ontology annotation, cellular component: transcription regulator complex; nucleus. NCBI's taxonomy places the organism in Eukaryota, Metazoa, Chordata, Amphibia, Anura, Pelobatidae. Bases 221 to 1075 code for a protein of 284 amino acids. The record is from RefSeq and is a predicted model, not a curated record. Gene Ontology annotation, biological process: regulation of transcription by RNA polymerase II. Gene Ontology annotation, molecular function: DNA-binding transcription factor activity, RNA polymerase II-specific; RNA polymerase II cis-regulatory region sequence-specific DNA binding.
AGAGAGGAGCUUUAAGGAGACUUUAACCAGAACACCAACAAACUUAGUGCUGUGAGUAAUAGCAUCUUCCCUCUGUCUCCUCAGCCUGCAGAGCACUUUGCGUUUGGAGUGCAGAACCCUUGGAUAUAACUUUGUUUUUGGGGGGACAUACUGCUUUUCAGUGUAUGAUUCCCACUGCUUUCUCUGGUGUCCUGUGGCUGUGUCUGAAGCCCACUGAGCCAUGUCUAUGCUCCCUUCCUUUGGCUUCACCCAGGAGCAAGUAGCCUGUGUAUGUGAGGUUCUGCAGCAAGGGGGCAAUUUGGAAAGAUUGGGUAGGUUCCUUUGGUCCCUUCCAGCCUGUGACCAUCUGCACAAGAAUGAAAGUGUCCUGAAGGCCAAGGCGGUGGUGGCUUUCCACAGGGGCAACUUCAGGGAACUCUACAAGAUCCUGGAAAGUCAUCAGUUCUCACCCCAUAACCACCCCAAACUUCAGCAGCUGUGGCUCAAAGCUCACUAUGUGGAGGCAGAAAAGCUUAGGGGGAGACCUCUUGGGGCAGUUGGAAAAUACAGGGUAAGAAGAAAAUUCCCCUUGCCUAGGACGAUCUGGGACGGUGAAGAGACAAGUUACUGUUUUAAGGAGAAGUCCAGGGGAGUGCUUCGAGAGUGGUAUGCCCAUAACCCCUACCCAUCACCCAGGGAGAAGAGGGAACUGGCUGAGGCCACUGGACUAACUACCACCCAGGUCAGCAACUGGUUCAAGAACAGGAGGCAAAGGGACAGAGCUGCAGAAGCCAAAGAAAGGGAAAACACUGAAAAUAAUAACACAUCGUCCAACAAACAGAACCAGCUCUCGCCCCUGGAUGGAGGCAAAUCACUGAUGUCCAGUUCAGAAGAAGAAUUUUCUCCUCCACAGAGCCCAGAUCAGAACUCAGUUCUCCUACUCCAGGGCAGCCUGGGGCACCCUGGGGCUUCAGCUUAUACCCUGAGUGCUUUGGGCUCCUCACAGGGCAGCCACAGCUUGCAGGCCCACCAGCACCAGCUGCAGGACUCUUUGCUGGGACCCCUCACCUCCAGCUUGGUGGAUCUAGGAUCCUAAAGGACAUCUUCACCACCCAGAGACUUCACACUCUGUACAUAGCAAGACAUUUCAUGACUCUGAUGCUCCACUCUUUCUCAUGGUACUUAACAUGUAAAGAAAACAAAA